AUCUAUGUAUAUGUAUGUUGGGGAGGGUUGCGGAUAUGACUUCUGGUUUCUUGCGGCUAAACUAGCGUUGGGUUAAAUUAGUUCGCAUGCGCAAAAGAAGCGAAAAUGGGACAGCAACAGUCUGGUGGAACAGGUGGGGGAGGAGAGAAGAAAGAUGAUAAGGAGAAGAAGAAAAAAUAUGAGCCACCCAUACCCACACGUGUUGGCAAGAAAAAAAAGAAGAUGAAGGGGCCCGAUGCAGCCAGCAAACUUCCACAAGUCACACCACACACAAGAUGUCGACUGAAGUUACUGAAGCUGGAGCGCAUCAAAGACUAUUUGCUGAUGGAGGAAGAGUUCAUCAGAAAUCAGGAGAGGCUCAAACCCCAGGAAGAGAAACAAGAGGAAGAGAGAUCCAAGGUGGAUGAGUUGCGCGGUUCCCCAAUGUCAGUAGGCACGCUGGAGGAAAUAAUUGACGACAACCACGCGAUCGUGUCCACUUCUGUAGGCAGUGAGCACUAUGUGUCCAUCCUGUCCUUUGUGGACAAGGACCAGCUGGAACCUGGCUGCUCAGUGCUUCUCAAUCAUAAGGUUCAUGCCGUAGUUGGAGUGCUGGGGGACGACACAGACCCCAUGGUGACUGUGAUGAAGCUGGAGAAGGCACCGCAGGAGACCUACGCUGACAUCGGCGGCCUUGAUGCACAGAUCCAGGAAAUCAAGGAGUCUGUGGAGUUACCACUGACCCAUCCAGAGUACUAUGAAGAGAUGGGCAUCAAGCCUCCUAAAGGUGUUAUACUGUAUGGAGCGCCAGGCACAGGUAAAACGUUAUUAGCGAAGGCUGUCGCCAACCAGACAAGUGCUACCUUUUUAAGAGUGGUGGGCUCGGAACUUAUACAAAAAUAUCUGGGUGACGGUCCAAAGCUUGUACGAGAAUUAUUUCGUGUAGCUGAAGAGCAUGCUCCCUCAAUAGUGUUCAUUGAUGAAAUUGACGCAAUUGGAACUAAAAGGUAUGAUUCCAAUUCGGGAGGUGAGCGUGAAAUCCAGAGGACCAUGUUGGAGCUUCUCAAUCAGCUUGAUGGCUUCGACUCGCGUGGUGAUGUCAAGGUCAUCAUGGCCACAAACAGAAUCGAAACCCUCGAUCCAGCCCUCAUAAGGCCGGGCAGAAUCGACCGAAAGAUAGAGUUCCCGUUGCCGGAUGAGAAGACGAAACGUAGAAUCUUCACCAUUCACACGAGUCGCAUGACUCUCUCAGAGGAUGUCAAAAUUGAUGACUAUGUCAUGGCCAAGGAUGAUCUGUCGGGAGCAGAUAUUAAGGCUAUUUGUACGGAAGCAGGCCUGUUGGCGUUGCGUGAACGAAGGAUGAAGGUCACAAAUGAGGACUUCAAGAAUGCCAAGGAAAAUGUACUCUACCGAAAGAAUGAGGGCUCACCAGAGGGACUGUACUUGUAAAACAGACAUUGAGACUGUGUGCGAACCAAUCGAAGCAAAUAAUUGCUGAUACUGUACUUGUAAAACAAACAUUGAGACUGCGUGCGAACUAAUCGAAACAAAUAAUUGCUGAUACUGUACUUGUUUACUAUACUUUAAAAAGAAUUCUGAGUUGUUAAAAUAAACACAUAUACUCUACUUGUAAAACAAACAUUGGAACUGUACCCAUGAAACAAACACUUAACAGAGUGCAAACCAAUUGAAACAAAUAUUGUUAACAAAUGCUGAUACUGUACCUUUUAUACUGUAUCUAUUUAAUGUUCUUUAUAAUUAAAUAAUAAAUGUAUUCCAACAUGUUAAAACGAACACUGAUAUUGUACUUGAAAAACAAACACUGAUAUUGUACUUGAAAAACAAACACUGUUAUUGUACUUGAAAAACAAACACUGUUACCCUAUUUGAAAUUGUUCGAACAUUUGGAUGAUGCUGUACUUCUACAAUUAACACUGUUUCUGUACUUGUUUAUUAAUGGUGAAACUGUACUUGUAUAGCAAACAUUGUGGGUUUACAAGAAAUCCUUCAAUAAACAUUGAUACUGUACUUGACAAACAAAAACUGUUGCUGUCUCACUCACUCUCACAAACCUUGUUAUAAUGUUAUUCUUCUAACAAUUAAAAAAUGGUGUAAAUGUCCUACCAUGGACGUACUUCUCAAGCGAACACAAUUCGUACUUGUAAAUUACCAAAAUAUUACAUAAAAUUCAAUAGUAAAGCAUAUGUGUGUUAAUUAUUUCUAUUAACCUAAUUAGUUCCUUAUUAAUUCAUACAAAAUGUAUGGUAGUUGAUUGUAAAUGUGAAUUAGCAUUUAUAUUUGGUAUGUGUUCUUAAACCAGUUUACAUGAUUUAUUUAGUGAAAAGACAUGUUGUUAAUGACAUAAGUAUUUUUAAAGUUUGUAACAUUGUGGUCUGUAAUUUAAGUGAAUUUCAUAAAGUAAGUGAUUUGCUCUCAGUAUGCGAUGUGUAUUUAUAUUGUGUUUAAUUCAAGUCCAAAAUAUUGGAUAUUGUUUUCAUGGAAUAACAUUCGAAUGUUGCA
This is a messenger RNA of Dreissena polymorpha, 2499 nucleotides long. RefSeq names its product 26S proteasome regulatory subunit 4. The record is from RefSeq and is a predicted model, not a curated record. Gene Ontology annotation, molecular function: proteasome-activating activity; ATP hydrolysis activity; ATP binding. Bases 106 to 1428 code for a protein of 440 amino acids. Gene Ontology annotation, biological process: proteasome-mediated ubiquitin-dependent protein catabolic process. The transcript is spliced from 12 exons. Gene Ontology annotation, cellular component: proteasome regulatory particle, base subcomplex. Lineage: Eukaryota; Metazoa; Mollusca; Bivalvia; Myida; Dreissenidae.